AUGGGCAACCAAGGACCGUUUGACAUGGUGAUUCAAGAAGAAGAAAUAAUUAGAUAUCAACGUGCCGUAUCUCGGCUCAUUUGUAAGCUUGAUCGACGACUUAUUCCAUUUUUGGCAUUAUUGGAGAUUGCUAGAUUUGGCUUCCAAGUCGCCAUAGGUCUUAUUCUUAUACUUGUCGAACAUUUUUCAAAAAAAGAGUUUCAAAUGUUAACAGGUCAUGCUUUACUCACUACUUUCAAAGUUGAUCUGGAUUUAACAAACGAGGAGAAUAAUUGGACGACAUCAGCCUUUUUUAUUGCAUAUCUAAUCUUUGCGAUUCCGAGCAGCUUAAUACUGCGCUUGCUUGGUACAACACGUUAUUUAUCGCUAAGUUUAAUUUCGUGGGGUGCAAUUACGAUCGGCAUGGCUUUUGUAACGAAUGCUCGUCAAGUGAUCAUUCUUCGAUUUUUUCUCGGCAUGGUUAUAGCUGGCUAUUUUCCUGGUAUUAUCACUUAUUUUUCCUUAUGGUAUCCCAAACGAGAACAGAUCAUGAGAAUUGCUAUAUUUUGUACUGCCACGUUCGCCUCCGGAGCACUCGUUGGCAUUCUGGCGUACGCAAGCAGUAAAAUGAACGGCAUUGCCAAUUUGAAAAGUUGGCAAUGGCUCUUUUUGCUUCCAGGACUGCCUGUCAUCCCAAUAGGUAUUAUGACUUAUCUUGCUCUUGGCAGUAUACCUGAAACUGUUCAAUGGUUAGAUAAUUGCGAGAAACAGUUUCUUACUAACCUCCUUCGACAAGAUUCAGGCGUGGCUAAUAGUGAGCGAGCAUCCGACUCGUUGCUCUCAUGGCGACAAGUGUGGUACGUGUUUGUCGAUUGGCGAAUGUAUCUGUAUGCUACCAUCAUUAUUGGCGAUUUGGGUGGCAUAAAAUGUCUUAUGACAUCCUUGCCAUCCAUCAUGAAGGGUUUGCAUUAUUCUAUCGAAGAAGCACACUUGAUGACAAUAAUACCAUAUGUGAUCAGUUGUUUCACUAUAUUGCUAGGUGGCUAUUCGUCGUCACGUCGUAACGAACAUGCUUAUCAUCAUGUCUUUUUUCUAUGCCUUGGUCUACUCGGGUUUAUAUUGAUGAUAACUCUAGAAGAACGAGGGAAAUUAGUCAUGUAUGUCAGCGUCUGUAUUGCUUGUUGUGGAACGUUUUCAGCACUCUCUAUCCUGUGGUCGUGGCUUACAAAUAAUGUGGGAGGUAACACAAAGCGGACCGUAGCUGUUGGUAUGAUGUCGGGUAUUGGACAGAUUGGUGCCAUCAUACAGCCUCAGGUGUUUAGUGGAGAGGACAAACCCGUAUCUCGACGAGACCACAUAAUCGCCAGUGGUUUUCUAGUCGGUGCACUCAUUAUGACUUUGAUUCUACGCUACUGUCUGAUGAUGGAAAAUCGUCGGCGACAGUAUCUGUCAGAUGACGAUUAUAAUCGUGAAGCAGCUAUUGAAGAGCCUUGCGAUUGGGUAAAUAUUGAAGAUAUAUUUACGUAG
Rotaria socialis is the source of this 1506-nucleotide messenger RNA. The record is from the annotation of a GenBank genome assembly. Lineage: Eukaryota; Metazoa; Rotifera; Eurotatoria; Philodinida; Philodinidae.